UCGAAGGCGAACACUCCACCACCUGCACCACCGAGGAUAACUUUUGGAUAGCUUCCGGGAAAAUGCCGUACUACGAGGAGGAACGUCGCCACCACCACCACCACCACCACGGCGGCAGGCCGAUCGUGGAGGUGGACAUUGUGCCGCCGAGGAUUCCGCGCCCGGUGAUCGAGAUCGGAGUGGGUGGCCGCUACCCACCGCCGCCCCGCGUGGAGGUCAUCACCCCUGCCGCGGUCUACCAGCCGCCGCCGCCGCGUCCCAUCGUCGAGGUGGACGUGCUGCCGCCCAGCCGGCCCUUCAUCGAGUUCAACAUCGGCGGCCGCCGUCCGCCGCCCAGGGAGGAGGUCAUCAUCGUCCAGCAGCCCCCUCCGCCCAGGUGGUAGGCGUGGUCCUUCAAGGACGCGUGGAAAGAGCGGACCACUAAAUACUUCAACCAAAUUCACUGGAUAUAGGACUAAGCCUAAAUAAUAGCACAAAUAAAUAUAUAUUUAUCUAACUCACAAAGAAUGUUACUUUUCGAUCACUGUUUUAUAAAUAAAUAAAGCUAAAUUCUGUACAAGCUCCCCAA
This is a messenger RNA of Drosophila ficusphila, 568 nucleotides long. RefSeq names its product leucine-rich repeat extensin-like protein 3. The record is from RefSeq and is a predicted model, not a curated record. NCBI's taxonomy places the organism in Eukaryota, Metazoa, Arthropoda, Insecta, Diptera, Drosophilidae.